This is a messenger RNA of Scatophagus argus, 2165 nucleotides long. RefSeq names its product terminal nucleotidyltransferase 5Bb (gene tent5bb). The record is from RefSeq and is a predicted model, not a curated record. The coding region runs from base 360 to 1541 and encodes 393 amino acids. Gene Ontology annotation, biological process: mRNA stabilization. Gene Ontology annotation, molecular function: RNA binding; poly(A) RNA polymerase activity. The transcript is spliced from 2 exons. NCBI's taxonomy places the organism in Eukaryota, Metazoa, Chordata, Actinopteri, Scatophagidae.
AUCUCUGUCUAGCCAAUAGGGAGGCUCCGGUUAAUCCGAGCUCAGUGAAAAGCCGGUGUGAGCCCAGAGGCGGCACUAAUCUGAGGACAGAGUCAGUGCAGACAGAGAGGGAGACAGACAGAGGGGGACUGGAAGUUUCUUCUAUGGAGAUGUCCGAUACUUUACAAAAAAUCCCAUCACUUGAUUGCAUUUAGGAGGUUUUCGAAACUUAUCACAGCAGAGGAGACGCUGUCCGUGUUUUCCACUCCAUCCACAGUUAUCCCCACAUCGCCGGCUCUUUUUUUGAGGGGGAUCGCGCUGUGCUGCUGUUCUCAUUACAGCCAAUACACUCUGUGGACAUCCCGUUGAGUCCGGUCGUCAUGUCCUCCGGUGAUGCUUCGGAGCAGAGUCGGCGUAUGAGCGUGCUGUCUUGGGAUCAGGUGCGGCGUUUGGACUCCAUCCUGGGCGAGAGCGUCCCGAUCCACGGCCGCGGAAACUUCCCCACGCUGUCCGUGCAGCCCCGGCAGAUCGUCCAGGUGGUCAGGGCUCGACUGGAGGAGCAGGGUGUGGAAGUACGUGAUGUCAAGCUGAACGGGUCAGCGGCCAGCCACGUGCUUCAUCAGGACAAUGGCCUUGGCUACAAAGACCUGGACCUGAUUUUUGGUCUGAGUCUCUCUGAUGAUAAAACCUUCCGGCUGGUGAAGGACGUGGUACUGGACUGCCUGGUGGACUUCUUGCCUGAAGGGGUGUGCAGGGAGCGAAUCACAGCCCUCGCCUUGAAGGAAGCAUAUGUGCAGAAACUGGUGAAAGUUUGCAACGAGACAGACCGCUGGAGUCUCAUCUCGCUGUCCAACAACACCGGUAAGAACGUGGAACUGAAGUUUGUGGACUCCCUGAGAAGGCAGUUUGAGUUCAGCGUCGACUCCUUCCAGAUCUCACUGGACUCCUUGCUGCUCUUUGACCGCUGCUCGGAGACAGCCAUGUCUGAGACCUUCCACCCUACAGUGCAUGGGGAGAGCAUGUACGGAGACUUUGAUGAGGCUCUGGGUCACCUUAUCUCCAGGACUAUCGCCACCCGUAGCCCAGAAGAAAUCCGGGGCGGUGGUCUGCUCAAGUACUGCCAUCUGCUGGUGCGCGGCUUCCGGCCUUCCUCUGAGGCUCAAAUGAAACAGAUGCAGCGCUACAUGUGCUCGCGCUUCUUCAUCGAUUUCCCCGACAUAAGCGAGCAGCAGAGGAAACUGGAGGCGUAUCUGCAGAACCACUUUGCAGGCAUAGAGCACAAGCGCUACGAGUACCUGGUGACACUGAGGCAGGUGGUGGAUGAGAGCACUGUGUGCCUGAUGGGCCACGAGCGCAGACAGACGCUGGCGCUUAUUUCUGCUCUGGCGCUGCGUGUAAUGGCCGAACAGAAUGCUAUCCCUGCUCUGUCCAACAUCACCUGUUAUUACCAGCCCGCUCCCUAUGUCAGAGAUGUCAACUUCAGCAAUUACUAUGUGGCACAAGUUCAGUCACCCAUGGCCACAUGCAGUAACUCUUAUCAAACGUGGCUGCCUUGCAGCUGAGCAAUGACUUUUAAGAUGUCUGGAGAGCUCUUGGUUUUAACUUUACAUUGUUGUAAGUUGAGCAUUCACUAGAGUGCUCUGUACCUCUGUAGCAAUGGUGCUUUUUUGGUUUGAGGCCCAUAGUGGACGAAAACAAAGUAAUGUAUCUUUUUUUGCCAAAUCUUAUAUCAAAACUAUUCCACUAAGUUAUAUUGAUUGAUACUGCUGUAAAGAAAUUCUCAUUCGAGCCAUUAUAAUUAUACCCUUUUAAUCUGUUGUCAUAACCAAUGUGGAAAUGUAUGGAAAAAAUAUGAAGGCUUGAUAUGUGACCAAGGAACUAAUGUUUCUUGUCUCUUGUAUUGGGUCUUUAAUGAAAUGUAAAUAACUGUUAUUAAGCCAGAGAGCUGUUUCUUGUUCUGUCUGUGGUUACAGCUGACCUGAAUGGGGAGUUAAAAAGGACCAAAGAAAUACUUUCUUGUGUAGCAUGACAAACAAAGACUGUAUGUAGUUCCAAGUGCCUGAAACUGAACGUCUUCAUAGUAAGAAUUGUUUUUGAAACUUUUUCAUCCAGGUUACUGUACAUUUCUAUAUCCAGGGUCAGGGUAUUUGUUUUUAAAUCAUUAAAAAAAAUGUCAAAAAUGAAAA